ACGAAGAAGUUUACCUAACCUGGCACUGAGAAAACCAACAUGUCUGACGAAGAAGAAUCUAUGUCGGAAGGAUUUUCCGCCAGUGAGGACGAGUGGAAACCCAGUAAGGAAACUCGUGGCGGCGAAUCGUCGGACGAUGACGAUAGUGAUUUCGAGGAGUCAUCGCCAAUAGCUGCUAUUAGCGCAUCCAGCGGUGGAGGCGGAAGGAAAAGAGGGGAACGGGAGCCAAAAGCACGCAGUGCUGCCAAAAAAGGAACAUCGAAGAAGCGACCUGGCCUGUCAUUACGUGCCAAAUUGUACAACAAAUAUAGGCCACUGCCAAAGACAUGUUCUCCGCCGAGUAGUGAAGGCAAAAAUUCACCAUCGGCCUCUACUUCACGUACGAACUCAAAAAACGCCAAAACGCCCAAUGAAAGUAGUAGAAAACGCAACGAUAACGAAGACGAUGGCUCUAGCAGCGACGGCAGCAUCGACAACUAUUUGGUUGAUCCAAAUCAAAUUGACUUCGAGUCCAGUUUAUUUAAUUUGGACAAAGCUAACGAAUGCAAACCAUCAGUGUCACCAGUGCCCAAUUUUGAUUGCAACGCUGGUUUGGGUAAUUUAUCAGACUCAGAAUCCGAUGCUGACGAAAACAACGAUUCCGGUAAUUUUCAUAAAACAGAAGACACUAAGGCUUUUGAUUUUAGUGAUUUAUUACAAAAUGCCAAAAGCCUGGAGAGGGUAAAAGAAUCGUUGGCAAAGCACGCCGCUGAGGAGGCAGCUGCUAUGAAAGCUGGCACACCUUCCAAGAAAUCGUUGGGGUCUCAAAUUGAUACCAUGGAUGUAUAUUCGAUACUUGCAUUGGGCGAAAAACAACAUCGAUCUCACAACGAUGGUGAGGACGAAGAGGACGAUGAUGACGAAGAAGAGGAAGAUGUCAGAUCAAAGGGUAGCAGCAGAGAUCGUCAUGGCAAAGAACCGUCGAAACUGAGCAAAACGAAAUCAACUCGCGUCAAACGUCAUACCAAAACCCGACCAGCCUCUACUGUGGUGGCGGGCGGCGAAACGGACGAUUCCGAUUUUGAGGAAGUUGCAGGUAGGAAACGCAAGUAGUGACACCUUGUAUAUUGGUUGGUGAUGGUUGGUUGGCUAUAGGCGUAAUCGUAUCGUCAUUGUUAUGAUUGUAGU
Messenger RNA from Musca vetustissima, 1167 nucleotides. Its product is annotated as DNA repair protein complementing XP-C cells homolog. The transcript is spliced from 2 exons. NCBI's taxonomy places the organism in Eukaryota, Metazoa, Arthropoda, Insecta, Diptera, Muscidae. The record is from RefSeq and is a predicted model, not a curated record. Bases 40 to 1092 code for a protein of 350 amino acids.